Ictidomys tridecemlineatus (thirteen-lined ground squirrel) is the source of this 1681-nucleotide messenger RNA. It is a transcript of the gene Prdx6, whose product is annotated as peroxiredoxin 6. Gene Ontology annotation, biological process: cell redox homeostasis; cellular oxidant detoxification. Gene Ontology annotation, molecular function: peroxiredoxin activity. The record is from RefSeq and is a predicted model, not a curated record. Lineage: Eukaryota; Metazoa; Chordata; Mammalia; Rodentia; Sciuridae. Gene Ontology annotation, cellular component: mitochondrion; cytosol.
UCUCGGUCCCCGCCAGCGGUUCAUUCUGCUGCGGCUGCGCCUGCUCGUCCUCUCGUCACCGGUGCCGCCAUGCCCGGAGGGCUCCUUCUCGGGGACGAAGCUCCCAACUUCGAGGCCAAUACCACGAUCGGACGCAUCCGGUUCCACGACUUCCUGGGAGACUCAUGGGGCAUUCUCUUCUCCCACCCCCGGGACUUCACCCCUGUGUGUACCACCGAGCUUGGCAGAGCUGCAAAGCUGGCACCAGAGUUUGCCAAGAAGAAUGUUAAGUUGAUCGCCCUCUCCAUAGACAGCGUGGAGGACCAUCUUGCCUGGAGCAAGGAUAUCAACGCUUACAAUGGUGAGGAGCCCACAGAAAAGCUACCCUUUCCCAUCAUUGAUGAUAAGAAUCGGGACCUCGCCAUCCAGUUGGGCAUGCUGGACCCAGCAGAGAAGGACGAAAAGGGCAUGCCUGUGACCGCUCGUGUGGUGUUUGUUUUUGGUCCUGAUAAGAAAUUGAAGCUUUCUAUCCUCUACCCAGCCACCACUGGCAGGAACUUUGAUGAGAUUCUCCGAGUAGUUACCUCUCUCCAGCUGACAGCAGAAAAGAGGGUUGCCACCCCGGUUGAUUGGAAGGUCGGAGAGAGUGUGAUGGUCCUGCCCACCAUCCCCGAAGAGGAGGCCAAAGCACUGUUCCCUAAAGGAGUCUUCACCAAAGAGCUGCCAUCGGGCAAGAAGUACCUGCGCUACACUCCCCAGCCCUGAGGCCGUCUCCGCUCGGGCUGCGGCUGCGGCUCCGGAGGCAGCUCCCUGGGGACAUCAGUGUGAUCACGGUGCGGUCGUGGGUCGCUCUUCUUCUGGCUUCUUCAGUGACGUGGCACGAACACCCCUCGGGACCCCACUCUGUGCCUUCACCAGCAGUGUUCCGCUCACACGUCCAGCUCUCGGAAACAGGCUCCGUGUUUGAGACUCAGAUCUGGUUGGGUCUCCGCGGGUUUGUGUUCAGUGUUACUGGUGGUUGGUUGUGGAGGAAGCUUGCUUCAUGCCUUCGCAGGAUGACUAACGUGUGUAGCUGUGUUGAUCUGAUUUUCGCCUGUCACCCAUUUGGGGAGUGUUAGAAUGGACGCUCAGCCCCCUCUGUAACCGUCUCAGUGUAUGGCCCGGAACUUGAAGUGACCCAGACAUUCUUUAAUAGUCAGUGUUUUGAUCACAAGUUGGGGGCAAAACUUUUCAAUUCUGUACUUUUCUAGUAGAUAAUUGAAGUGGGAAGACAAGGAGAGGCAUCUAUAUUUUGCUGUUAAAAAAAUUUUGUUUUCAAUCAAUUUCUUUCAAAACGGGAGACUUCAGGGGCUGGGGCUGGGGCUCAGUGGUGGAGGCACUGGGUUCACUUCUCGGCACCACAUAAAAAUAAAGGUCCACUGACAACUAAAGAAUACUUUUCAGAAAGAGGGUGGGGAGCCUGCAGAGAGGAUCUUUGCAUCCGGGGAUGUCCCUGUGGGUGUGAGCGAGACAAGUGCCAGGUGCCCUCGCAGACUGUUCCCACACGGCGGGCUGCUCUUGGUUGAUGAUGUGCGUGUGGGAGGGCUCACUGAAGGGAGGCGGGUGAGACUGUGUAUCGUGGAACUGUCCUUGCAGUGGGUUGCUGUUUUCUAAAUUUUGCUUUUUGGGGAUCAGAAAAUAAAGUCCUUUGUUGGAACUGGAA